AUAUGAAAAGCUCCGUCGUGUUUGGUAAGGGGACAAAAGAGUGCCUUUUACAAAGUCGUAGCCGUUUAAAAUCUGAUUUCACACAAACACUUCUCGAGAUUCCAACGUUUUUAGGGUUUAUUGCGUGAAUAUACAUCUGUGGGGAUAAAGUACGGACAGAUGGCUUCUUCGCCGCCGGCAGCUUCUCCGAUCUCCGACACCGACCCCGAGGUGGAUACAUCUUCUUCAAACCCUAAUCCUAACCCUAAUUCUAGUCCUAAGCUAAGCGUGGAUACUUUAGCGGUUGACAAUUUGUCGACGUCUCCACUCGUUUGCGUCUUCAGGUCCGCCGGUGAUGCCGCCGGCGGCGCUUUUAUGGGCUCUAUUUUUGGAUUCGGUUCGGGGUUGAUUACGAAGAAAGGAUUUAAAGGUUCAUUCGGAGAGGCUGGUAAAUCUGCCAAGACAUUUGCAAUUUUGUCUGGAGUUCACAGCUUAGUUGCAUGCCUGUUGAAGAGAUUGAGAGGGAAAGAUGAUGUUAUUAAUGCAGGUGUAGCAGGAUGUUGCACUGGUGUUGCUAUGAGUUUUCCAGGUGCGCCACAGGCUCUUCUCCAGGGUUGCCUGACCUUUGGAGCAUUUUCCUUCAUUAUUGAAGGCCUGAACAAGCAGCAACCAGCGUUGGCUCUUGCAUCUCCACGAAGGACCAAAACUAGUCAUUAUGGUCCACUCCCUCCUUUGUCAAUUCCGCUGCCAAAUGAGCUAAAGGAGUCGUUUUCUUUCUUUGUAAAAUCCCUCAGCAAACGUGAUGUUGGAGUUUCAUCUUAAUCAAUGCUGAACUAGUACUCUAGCAGUUUCCUUGAGAUGGAAAUUGUUUAGCUGAACCUUUUGAAUUACAACGACAAGCCUUUUGGAAUAUCAUGCUGUCUUCAGUUUUUUGGUUCAA
Messenger RNA from Daucus carota subsp. sativus, 919 nucleotides. Its product is annotated as chloroplastic import inner membrane translocase subunit TIM22-2. Gene Ontology annotation, molecular function: transmembrane protein transporter activity. The transcript has 5 exons. Lineage: Eukaryota; Viridiplantae; Streptophyta; Magnoliopsida; Apiales; Apiaceae. Gene Ontology annotation, cellular component: chloroplast envelope; TIM22 mitochondrial import inner membrane insertion complex. The record is from RefSeq and is a predicted model, not a curated record. Gene Ontology annotation, biological process: protein targeting to chloroplast; protein insertion into mitochondrial inner membrane. Bases 160 to 801 code for a protein of 213 amino acids.